GUGUGCUUCCUGCUUCCAGACACGCAGAUUGCAAACGAGAACUUCGUCGAAGAGGUGUCGGGACUUCUGAACACCGGAGAAGUCCCAAACCUCUUCAACGCUGAGGACAAGACGCAGAUCUUGGAGCUUUGCACCAACCUCGCUGCCAAGGAGGGGCGCCAUGGCCCAGCAGAGGUGAUGGCAUUUUUCAUCGAGCAAUGCAUGAAGAAUAUGCACAUUGUCUUGGCUUUCUCUCCCAUUGGCGAGAACUUCCGUCGCAGGGUGCGGAUGUUCCCUUCGCUGGUCAAUUGCUGCACAAUCGAUUGGUUCCACGAGUGGCCAGAUGCCGCUCUGCAGAGUGUGGCGAAUCACUUCCUCGGCAAGACUGGCAUGCCAGACGACGUUCUGAAAGGUGUGGUGAAUGUUUGCGUGGCAAUGCAGAAGAGUGUUUUCACGUUGGCUGAGCGCUUCCAGAAGGAGGUGCAGCGCUACUACUACGUCACCCCGACAUCGUACCUGGAGUUGAUCAAUGCAUUUAAAGGUCUUUUGGCCAACAAGCAGGACGAGGUGUCCAAGAUCAAGUCAAGGUAUGAUGUUGGCCUGGACAAGAUCAUGUCCACUGAGGAGCAAGUCACCACGAUGCAGGCUGAGCUGGAGGAGCUGAAGCCCACGCUGAAGAAGACAGCGGAAGAAACGGUCCGCCCCCGCUCCUUCAGGUCUCUUGCCGGCUUCGGCCAUUAA
Symbiodinium sp. CCMP2456 is the source of this 720-nucleotide messenger RNA. Lineage: Eukaryota; Dinophyceae; Suessiales; Symbiodiniaceae. The record is from the annotation of a GenBank genome assembly.